Parnassius mnemosyne (clouded apollo) is the source of this 2691-nucleotide messenger RNA. The record is from the annotation of a GenBank genome assembly. Lineage: Eukaryota; Metazoa; Arthropoda; Insecta; Lepidoptera; Papilionidae.
AUGGCGGAGUUCCUGCCUCUUUGCGACGUACUCUUCAAUGUCAUCUCCCUGGCAGGCUACUUUUGCGACGUCGUGUUCGACGUAGUCAUGGGAUACGCUCUUCUGGAGCGGGGCUAUAAGGGCACGUUCGCAGCCACAAUAUCUAUAGUUGUUACGUCGUUAUUAAUAUCUCAGGUGCUAUCCCUUCGGUGGUAUUUACACGUAUGGUGGGCGGGAGAAGGACGCAAGGGUCGUCCGCCAUGGUUGCCCAUACUUCUUCACUGCUUGCAAGUCGGCGUGCUGUGGAGAUACGCCCGUCUGCUUGUGCCAGUUGAACUACGUCGCGUUAAGCACCAAGUACGAGAUCUUUGCAUGCUGCGCUUGGUGCAUGCAUUCUGUGAGGCGGCGCCCAUGUUGCUGCUACAGCUGCACAUACUGCUUAAGGAUACGACCAGCGAACCGACCAACGAACUUGGUGUUACGCCCGAGCCAAGUAUUGAUGAGCCAUCGGCGAACAAGGCGUUUGCUGAGCUGAACGUGAUAUCAGCGUCACUUUCGCUGUUCUCUGUCUGCUGGGCGCUGGCCAGCUUCAGCAAGAACGUGCGCCUUCAAAACGUGCAUAGGCUUGUUCUCACUUGGCUCGGCGUCAUCUUCCAGUUCCUAUGGAGGCUAGGAACUAUCUCUGCAAGAAUUUGCGCCCUCACCGUGUACGCUCUAGUCUAUGAAUAUUGGGUAUUUUUAGUUAUAGGUCUUCAUUGGGUGUCGAUGUUUCUAUGGUUGAUCUCCCCAAAGAACGUGUUCCACGGCGAGCGCAUCAGCCGUCCACGUAAAGCGUACCUCUCCGCGCUCAUCGCUUUCGUAUACGUCUUUGCCUACGUCAACUUGCAGGAGCUCAACCACAGACAGAAGAUGGUGAUCUUCUACUGCGUGAUGUGCGUGGAGAACUGGUUGCUGGUGAGCGCGUGGUGGUGGUCGGGACGCGCGGCGCGGCCCGCCGCCACCGCCGCCGCCGCAGCCGCCGCCUUCUGCGCCGGCCUCGCCUUCAUGCUGCUCUACUACAGGUACUUUCAUGUCAGAAGAUUGGGCUACAUGUUAGGGGAACACCAACAAGGUACUAACAGUACGAACGCAUCUUCACAAAACAAGAACGGUAAAAUCUCUCCUCCAACAGACAACGCGGCAAUACCAGGAGUGUUCAACUGCCGCUUUUCGAAUCCGGUCAACAACAGUGCGGCGAACGGUCGUAAAAAGAAGAAGCCGACGUCAUUCGUGCCACCGCCGGCCGCCCCGCCCGCCGCCUUCUGGAGGCGGCCUCUUCCCGCCGCACACAAUCAUCAUGGAGGUUCAUCAGAAAAUGAAGGCUCGAGCGUAGGCUCUCGUGUCAACAUCCAACAGAAACUACAAGAGAAGAAACAGAAACAGCUCGCAGAGUUACGCGUUAUAGAGGAAGAAAUUAAACAAGGCAAACUCGCCAAAACCACUCCGGUCGCCGCCGAAGAAAUAUACAGCAGUCUACAAAGACAACCCAUUCCUAGAGCAAAGACACACGCUGAACCGCCAGCGUGGCCUAGCAUAGAAAUGACCCAUUCCUAUCAAAAUUACCCAGUGCUGCCACACACUUGCAACUUGUACCCGACGUACACGGAAAUAAAACCAGAAUACACCGCCCAGAACUUCCAAAACAACGACGCGGCCUCCCAAAACGAUAUCAAAAUGCGUAUUCCGAAUAUAUAUAACCAGGAAACGAGAGGUUUUUACGAGAAUCCAGCGAAUGUAAGGGGAGAAAACAGGGUCCUAAUACGCUCCCCCAACUAUCUCGCCUUGAGCGAAACCAGAAACUACGAGCCCAACGCGUGCCGCAGUCCAAGAAAUGUAAUCAACAGUAGCCCAAGAAAUAAUUACAUACCCGAUGUAAAUACCAGCAAUUACGAAACGAGCGUCUUAGAAAAACCAAGGAUACCAAAUCCGAACGCGACAAGUAUAUACUCGGAGGAUCACAGACCGAGUCUCGGCGAAUUUUCUGGUUAUUGUGAGGGUGGGGGUCAAAGCGUGUACAAUAAAUAUGGGGAGACCAAAGACGAGUACAUUUCAGCUAUCCACCCUGCCCUAUCGAAUGUUCAAAGUAUAGACAAUGUUAGGAGUAUUUAUAAUGAAGUUGGUUCGUGUAACCAGUAUGGACAGAACUGCGACAGGAUGCCCCCUUAUCCAGCGAUAGCGGGGAAAAAGAUGGAGCAGAUGAGAAAGAUGCAGAGGUGUCGGACUCCGGAGAUUCUUUUGGCGCCGCAUUACCUAGAAGGUUGCAGUAGGCCAGUGUGCUGCCAUUGGAGCGGAUCUUACACCAACAGGAAAAAAGAAGAUGGAAUUGGAGUGGGUGUGGCGGGCAGCAGCGGCGAGGAGUCCAGCCCCGAGGGACCCGCUCGGGAGACCCCGCGCCCGCCCAGCGACAUCGAUAGCCAGAUAUCACUCCCUAGGUCCUACACACUGCCUAGAGAGUUCCGGUAUUGGCGACGACGACCUCGACUAAGAGACGCCCAUGUUCCAAGCAAUAACAGCAGUGAUGGUGACGUGGACAGCGGCGACAACGACAGCUCGCGGCAGUCGGAGUGCUCGGGCGCGUCGCAGCCGCACGUGCGCCGCGCGCGCCGCCCGCACCCCGCGCCCCACCCGCACCACGCCCACCCCCUGCGGCACAAGCCCGAGACCGAGCUGUGA